This is a messenger RNA of Aspergillus melleus, 360 nucleotides long. RefSeq lists its product as uncharacterized. The coding region runs from base 1 to 360 and encodes 119 amino acids. The record is from RefSeq and is a predicted model, not a curated record. Lineage: Eukaryota; Fungi; Ascomycota; Eurotiomycetes; Eurotiales; Aspergillaceae. The transcript is spliced from 2 exons.
AUGCAAUUGAAACUUCUACCCCUUCCCCUGACCGAGACCCUCCUCUCGCUCUCCUUAAUCUCCGUCUCCAUCUCAGGCGUCUGUGCCUUCACCGAGCCCUGCAGACAGGGCCUCUCCUAUUGUGGAUCGACUCUGCAGCAAUACCACGACUAUUCCCCAGACGAACUCCGAACCAAAGUCCUCGCCUCCCCAAAUUCCCCCUACAAGUUCGCCGCGCUGGGACGGCCAACCGACGCCCUCUUCCGAUGCGACGAUGACCAGGGCGCGGUGUCUUUAAGGGAGUUUUGUUUCGCGGGGUGCGCGCAGCCGCUGAAUGGGGAUUCUUGCGCGACUGAGGGCCAGAGUCAGGAGGAGGUGUGA